This is a messenger RNA of Cynara cardunculus var. scolymus (artichoke), 1659 nucleotides long. RefSeq names its product heat stress transcription factor A-6a-like. Gene Ontology annotation, molecular function: RNA polymerase II cis-regulatory region sequence-specific DNA binding; DNA-binding transcription factor activity. Bases 112 to 1326 code for a protein of 404 amino acids. Gene Ontology annotation, cellular component: nucleus. The record is from RefSeq and is a predicted model, not a curated record. The transcript is spliced from 2 exons. Lineage: Eukaryota; Viridiplantae; Streptophyta; Magnoliopsida; Asterales; Asteraceae. Gene Ontology annotation, biological process: regulation of transcription by RNA polymerase II.
CACACCACCGCUAACCACCGGCAACAACCACCCUUCUUAUACCGACAAUCACACCUACUCAUCACAAAUUUUACACCCUCUUUUUUGCUUCAAAACACACACUUACUAACCAUGCAAGGAGGAACAGAAACAACCAUACGCGUUGAACUUGACGCCACCGCCGGUGGUGGUGGUGGUGGAGAAGAUUUCUUGAAGAUCAAAGAAGAACCCAUGUUAGUUUUGGAUAGCGACGAUUUCGUGAACACCGGUGGUGGCGGUUUAACGGAAGAUCAAGUGGUGCUGAAGAUCAAAGAAGAACCCAUGUUAGUUUAUGAUCAAGAUGACUUUAUUAGUGGGGGCGGUGGUGGUUGUUUGUCGGGUUCUUCUCCGGUAUGGGUGCCGAAGCCGAUAGAAGGGCUGAGAGACGGCGGACCUCCGCCGUUUCUGAAGAAAACAUUCGAAAUGGUGGAUGACCCACGAACCGAUUCCAUCAUAUCUUGGAGUGAUUCUAAGAAAAGCUUCAUUCUGUGGGAUCCUCACAAGUUUUCUACUGAUCUUUUGCCACAACGAUUCAAGCAUAAUAAUUUCUCGAGCUUUGUUCGUCAACUCAACACUUAUAGGUUCAAGAAAAUCGAUCCGGAUAGAUGGGAGUUCGCCAACGAGCUGUUCCAGAAGGGAAAGAAGCAUUUGCUGAGAGACAUCAAGCGGAGGACAAACCAGACGCAAAUAACACAAAAACAGUUGGAACUCGAACCACCACCGCCAUCUGUUCAUCAAACGAACUCCUCCAUCGAAUCAGAACUCAAAAGCUUGCGAAAAGAUCGAGCUGCACUUAGACAGGAGAUCUUAAAGAUGAAACAGCAACAAGAGAACACAGAGAAGCAUCUGGAGAUCGUUCAAGAACGCAUGCGACGAACGGAGUUCAAGCAACAACGGCUGCUAGUUUUCAUGUCGAAAGCGUUUAGGAAUCCGGUUUUCGUCCAGCUUCUCCAGCAUCUAAUGCAGAAACAAGAAGUGGGUAGUGUUGAAACGUGCAGAAAGCGUCGAAAGCUUGAGCAAAUGAUAAACACAGCCGACGGUUACGAACUGAAUCAAGUUCAGGAAGUAUGGGACAUGAUCGAAUCCGACGGGUACACUGUAUUCUCUUCCGAUGAAUCCGUGAGCCCGCUUCAAGAUCAAAAGAAGGGCGAGAAAUCUGGACUGAAUAAUCAAGAUUACAGUUCCGAAAACUUCAUACUGUGGGAGAAACUGAUGGAGGAUGAACUGAUAUUUGGGGAUGAAUCAGGAAAGAUCAACCAAUCUGAAACUUAUCUCCAAGAAUGGGAAGAACUGAUCCCAAAAGUCUGAGUGAGCUUCUGAUUCUUUCGUCAGACGAUCUUUUCGAUCGAUACUAUACUGAUGAUCAAUCUUACGGUUCUGCAUUCGAGCUGCAGCGUGAUGUCGAUAAGUUUCUGCAUUCGAGUUCGGCUCGGGGUUGCAGGUUGCAGGGAAGCAAUGAUCAUGGGAGAAGAUGAAGAAACAAAGGAGUAUAGAUGUUUAGGUUUGGGUUUUAGUUGGUGUAGUAAUAAUUAAUAAGGUGGUAAUUUCUAAAGAAUUUAGGGUAUGGUUUGUGUGUAAUUAGAGGUGGUUUAGUUUCAUGUAUAGGUUAAAUGCUCAUAUGAAGCUUUUUUCUUGAUACAU